Molecule: messenger RNA, 2184 nt
Organism: Dermatophagoides farinae (American house dust mite)
Lineage: Eukaryota; Metazoa; Arthropoda; Arachnida; Sarcoptiformes; Pyroglyphidae
Gene: MED17
Product: mediator complex subunit 17
Biological process (GO): regulation of transcription by RNA polymerase II
Cellular component (GO): core mediator complex; mediator complex
Molecular function (GO): transcription coregulator activity
Source: RefSeq, a predicted model, not a curated record
UCAGCAUGCAUGCAUCAAGCAUAAUGCAAAAUUCAAUGGAAUUUUGAGCCAACAAUUAUUCCCGGUUUAUUUUGUUCAGCUUUUUUUCAUAAACUUUGAAUGAAUCCAUCAGUUUAUCUUAAAGUCUUGAUUUCAUCUAUCGUUUGCAUCAAUGCGAAAAUUUUCUCCAAAUUCACACCAGGUUAUAGAAAAAACUAAGCUGGAAUUGACAAAAUGAAUUCCAAUUCUACAACCAAUCCUGGCCAACAAUCGUUGGCCGUUUCGAUGGAAGUUACCGAUGAAUACAUGGUGCAAGAAAUAUUGAAUGAUGGCACCGAAAUCUACAAACAGCCAUUGAAUAUGUCCGAAAAUUUUGCUAGAAUUAUUCAACGAAUUGAUUUUGAUAAACUGUCGACGAUACUGUCAAAUCAAGACAAUGGUCAGAAUAAUAACAUUAGCAAGGAUUUCGAAAUACCCGAAGUACAAGUGAAUGUUUCAUCAUUCAUAAAUCCUACACAAAGACCACCGUUUUGUCAAUUAGCACCACAAUUUGAAUCGAUAAAAUCGAAAAUAAUGAACGCAUUGACUAAUAUUUCUGUGAUGUAUGAUGUCAUAAAAGUGGCAAAAGAACCUGAUUAUCUGGUUAUUGAACCAGUGGCCAAAGAUCAGAGCCGUAUGACCGACGAAAAGCACAUUACCGUUUUGGUUUCCAAAAAGAAAGCCCUAGCCCAGGCAGCUCAACUGAUUUCGAAUGCAUUGGAUCGAUUACAGAAUGAAGCCAACCACACCUCCAGAUCUCGGAUAGAUUUCCAUACCGAACUACGAACUAUGCGACAAAAUUGGCGACCGAAAAAAGGACAAAGUAUUAUUGGUGACCUAAGCUAUCGUGGUGCAUGGUCAAAUUUUUCGCAACCAGCAACAUUCGAAGUGAUUCGUAAUGAAAACCAAACAUCAAUGAAGCCUAGUUCAUUGAUUGUCAAUGCACCGAAAACAUUGGAGGGUGGCAAUUUUUAUGUUGUACGCACUGUCAAAGGAAAUGUUCAAUCGAAUACAUUAUUCGAGCCAUUGAGAGUAUCACAUCCACAGCUACAAAAUCAAUCCACAGACUCGUCAUGGCAGACACGAUUGGAAAUUGCUCAGAAUAUGCUUUUCAAUAAUGAACUAUUCAAACGAUUGGCACAUGAAUCGGUAUUAUUAAAGUUGCCCAUACCAACCAUAGCGGCUGGAAAUCAAAUUCUGGCGCCAUUAUUCCCCGGGUUACAGUUGUCUAUUAAUCUUUGUCAUCAAUCGCCCAAUAGUUCGACACAAUAUGAUAGUGCCAGUAAUAAUACCGUUUUGGAACACACGCUUUAUCAAUUGUUGCAUGAAAUUCAUUAUAAAAAUAUGCAUUUCCCAUUACCACGACCUACAUCGGUUACACUGGCAAUCAAUUCAGCACGAUAUGUGGCCGGUCCGGCAUACGAUAAGAAAACAUUGGCACAAAUUUCGCAAAAUGAAACCAUUCUAGAACAGGUUAUUCAACAGGCGCAACAUUCCAUGUUACGGCUACGAACAAUGUGUUUGAUCGAUUCAUUGGCCAUUGAAAUACAGGAUCCAUUGAUUAUACCCAAUUGGAAUUAUUUAAACGCACCGAAUCAAACAUCAGUACGUGUGGAUCUUUAUUCAUAUGGUUAUGAAGGCUUUAGUAGUUGCAGAACAUCAGUUAUGCUUCAUAUUGAUACCAAAACGGUCAAAGCAAUCAUGCGAGAUGGCCGUGUAUUGAAUCUAUCAUUCGAAUCGCAAGAACUUCGUCAUCUUUUAUUGAAUCUGGUUUCUCAUCAUUUAGUUAUUGCCGUACAGUCGUUGGCGAAAGCAAUGGGAUGGAAAGUUGUUUCGUUGAAUGCAUCUGUUGGGGUGGGCAAACAAGAACCAAUAUGUGGCACCGCAUCAUCACUGGUAUUGAUAUCACCGAACGGUGAUCGAACUGUAUCGGUUAAAAGUGGUCCUCAUUCCGGCAUCAAAGUGAAAUUAUCAUCAUCACCACAAGAAUUUCUGCCAAGUAACCUUGUUUCGAAUCAACAAUGGCAACAAUUGAAUGGGCAAUUUAAAAUUGUCGAUUGGCAACGAUUACCCGGCAAAACAUUUGUCAAUAAAAUGGAGUACAUGAUGGCUUGUUUAUCGAUCAAGUCGUGAUUAUGUACAAUGUAUACAAUUAUUAUUACAAUU